AUGCCCAUCAGCACCACCACCAAAAUGCAGGAGUUCGAGGCGGUCUUUCACCAGCUGGUGGCCGACCUCCGCGUCCUCUGUCUGGACGAGUAUCAGCUCCCCACGCGUGUGUGGGACCGGUAUGAAAAAUGCCUGAAUUACAACACCCUCGGUGGUAAAUGCAACCGCGGUCUCAGCGUCGUCGACUCGGUGCAACUGCUGCACGACGGCCGUGCACUGACACCAACCGAAUUCUUUGACGCCGCAGUGCUGGGCUGGCUAGUUGAGCUGCUGCAGGCGACGAUGCUGGUGCUGGACGACAUUAUGGACGAGUCACCCACGCGGCGUGGCAAGCCCAGCUGGUACCGCGUCCCGGAAGUGGGCAUGGCUGCCGUGAAUGAUGCAACGUUGCUCGAGAGUGCCAUUUAUAUGCUUCUCAAGAAGUAUUUUGGAGGAAGAGAAAUCUACCUCCCUUUGGUCGAGCUCUUCCACGAAACCGCCCUACAGAUCGAGCUCGGCCAGGCCUUCGACAUGCUUACUGCCGACGAAGGUGGCCCCGACCGAGCCACGUUUAAUCCCACCACAUAUUCCCAGAUUGUCACCUACAAGACCGCAUACUACAGCUUCUACCUACCCAUUGCUCUGGCCCUGUACGCUGCCGAUGCCGCCACUCCAGCCAAUCUGGUCGCCGCCCGCGCCAUCCUCGUUCCCAUGGGUGAGUAUUUCCAGAUCCAAGACGAUUACCUGGACUGCUUUGCCGACCCGACCGUCCUGGGCAAGAUCGGCACCGACAUUGUGGACGGCAAGUGCUCGUGGCUCGUCGUGCAGGCUCUGCAGCGUGCGUCCAUGGACCAAACCCGGCUUUUGGUAGAAAAUUACGGUCGUGCAGAUGGCGAGUCCGCCGUGAAAGCGCUGUAUACCGAGCUAGGGCUCGAGGAGGUAUAUCGCACGUUCGAGGAGGAGCGCAGUGCUGAGUUGCGUGAGCGGAUUGCCGCGCUGGAUGAGAGUCAGGGCUCGCGGAAGAGUGUCUUUGAGGAGUUACUGCGCAAGAUCUAUCGGCGGCAGAAGUAG
Penicillium brasilianum is the source of this 1050-nucleotide messenger RNA. The record is from the annotation of a GenBank genome assembly. Lineage: Eukaryota; Fungi; Ascomycota; Eurotiomycetes; Eurotiales; Aspergillaceae.